GUGUGGGCUAUGCUGAUCUCCGGUUUCGAUGACAUGGUGUCAGAUAUUGACAACAGCCAAGCUGUGUUAGAAGCAGCCGUGCACCUGGAUGGCAGUCCCACAACAACCGCUGAGGACAGCACUACUGCGCCCACACCCCUGUCCUCUGAACACGUGGCCAUGAUCAUGGACUGGCUGGAACCAGAACUAGACGAACUGUAUGAGACAUCCUCAGUAGUCUCCAUCGACGAAAGCGCCGGACUAGACCAGGAUAUCCAAUCUGUGCUGAGAAAAGAGCAAGAUCUGUUGGCGGGGAUCAUGGAAGUGAUGGACAACCUGGACAUGCCCUGCGAGUGGUUGGCCAAGCCAGACGAUUCAGCCACAAGCCACGUGAAACAUCCAUCCCCACAGUAG
Molecule: messenger RNA, 393 nt
Organism: Sphaeroforma arctica JP610
Lineage: Eukaryota; Ichthyosporea; Ichthyophonida
Exons: 4
Coding region: 10-393 (127 amino acids)
Source: RefSeq, a predicted model, not a curated record